Anopheles marshallii is the source of this 6018-nucleotide messenger RNA. RefSeq lists its product as uncharacterized. The coding region runs from base 1 to 6018 and encodes 2005 amino acids. The transcript is spliced from 5 exons. The record is from RefSeq and is a predicted model, not a curated record. Gene Ontology annotation, biological process: DNA integration. NCBI's taxonomy places the organism in Eukaryota, Metazoa, Arthropoda, Insecta, Diptera, Culicidae. Gene Ontology annotation, molecular function: nucleic acid binding.
AUGGACAGAGCAUUGGACACUAGCUGCCAGGAAGUCGUAGAGCUGCCGGAGCAGCAGGCGACCACAUCGGCAAACCCGUCGGGAAGGCGUGUGAGCGUCGUGGAGGAACCACCGAAGGACGGGGAUGUGUCACCCGCCAUUCUACCCCAGGACCUGGAGGUAAGGAGAAGGCGAAUCGAGCUGCAGAAAAAGCAGCUCAAACUAGAAAACGCCCGAAAGGAGCUGGAGAUCGAGCUGCGCGAAAUCGAGCUCGAAGAGGAAAUUUCGGACCGCAGCAGCCAGGUAAGCACGUAUGUAGCUAAAACGGCAGCCUGGUUGCAGGAAACGAGCCGCGUCGGAACGACGCCGUUGAGUCGUCACCAUGACGACGAUAUUAAUAAUGGCGGCUCGGGUCAUCCACCGGUGACCCCAAUUGCGACCGCGGGUGCGUGGGUAACACGCAGAGCUCCGGCACCGUUGCGGUACGAUGGCGGGAUGGUGGACGACGCCCGAGGUCAUCAACCUUUGACCCCGGCAACAACCCGAUGUCCACCGGAGUACGACACGACAUGGGCAGCGGACCAAGCAGCGGCGCAAGAACGAGAGUACGCGCAGUGGAGGCGUGCGGUGGAAGACUCCAUUAAAAUGCACCGUGAAGGAAGGCUUGAACGGCAUUUCAAGCAGGAGAAAAAUCCGGGGCCGAAUUCGACAAUGGCGCCGAAUCCCGGGAUGCAGGUUCGCGUGUCCCGUCUGACGCCAAGUCAAGAGGAAGCGCGGAGGUCAAUCCCGAAGGAUCUUCCAGUUUUCUCCGGAGACGUAGGGCAGUGGGGACUGUUCUACGCGACGUAUCAGCGAUCCACUGUUCUCUGUGGGUUUAGUGAUGAUGAGAACCUGAUCCGCCUACAAAAGGCCCUACGGGGGCCAGCACUGGAGUCGGUCGACCACAUCAUGCUGCUACCGGAUGGUCUGGCCAAAGUGAUGGAGAUUUUGUGCACUGAGUACGGUAGACCGGAUCUCAUAGUGGACGAUCUGGUGGAAAAGGUGAGGAGGCUACCCCCCGUUCGGACCGAACGAUUGGAGACGCUAGCCGCGUUUGGAAAAAUGGUGCGGAAAAUGUGCGCUACGAUAGAGGUUUCGGGGCUGCAGGACUACGACUGCAACGUCACGUUACUAAGAGAACUGGUAACGAAGCUUCCCGCCGAGCGCAGGUUAGAGUGGGCUCGUUACAAGCUCAAACUGUCGCGGGAAACCAUCAGGGAGUUCGACAAGUGGUUUUCAGAGAUUGCGGUGGCUGCGAGCGCCGCUUCGAAAACCUUCGAGCCAACGACGCGACCCGAAACAUCACGGCCACUACCGGUAAGAAAAGCACACGCGCACGUUAACGUACACAACACUACGCGGAAAACAUAUUGUGCGCUGUGUCACGAUUCCUGCCGCACACUGGCCGAUUGUGCACGGUUUAUGGAAAUGACGGUGCGGGAGAGGCGAUCGCACAUUCAAGGGCGCAAACUAUGUGUCACGUGCUUGGGAACACAUAGGGGCACUUGCUUCGUAAGGACUCGAUGUGGUACCGACGGUUGUUCGGAAACGCAUCACAAACUGUUACAUUACACGGAACAAAAACCACUAUCACGCAAGAACACACAAACUACUCAUUCACUGAACUCUCACGUUGGUAAUGACAAUAACACACUUUUCCGCUAUGUUCCCGUUGUAGUGCACGGAGAGAAGACUGCCAUAACAACAUUUGCAUUCCUAGAUGAAGGGUCUUCGGCAACAUUUGUUGAUCGCAGGCUGAUUGACGAAUUGGGAAUCGAGGGCACGUUGAACCCUUUGUGUUUGAAGUGGACGGACGAUACACAGCGCGACGAAUCCGAUUCGAGGGAAGUUCAGCUGCGGAUUUCGGGUGUGCACCAAGGAGCAGUGGUGUUCGACAUUCGGAAGGCGCACACCUUGCGUGAUCUCUCGCUGCCGGCGCAGACGUUAUCGAUCGGGAAGCUGGUGGAGUUAUAUCCACAUCUGAAGGGACUCCCGAUUGUUCCCUACACGAAUGCAACACCACGUAUCCUGAUCGGCGUCAAUGAUAUUCAUCUGGGUAAGCCGCUGCGUUGCGUGGAAGGGAGUUUCAACGAGCCGAUCGCCGCUAAGACGAGACUCGGGUGGACAGUGUCUGGUCCGUGCUACACACCUGCCUCCGUAAGUACUACGGCGUAUCAUAAUUUCCAUUUGUGUACCUGUAAUGGGAAAAGCGAUCAGAAGCUGAACAUGGCGUUAAAGGAAUACUUCUCUUUGGAUUCGAUUGGAGUAAGCGUUUCAAGUAAACUUGUUUCGAAGGAAGAAGAACGUGCGACCAAGUUGCUAAAUACCGGAACGCGCCUGUUAGAAGACCGCUACGAAACAAGUUUACUAUGGAAGUAUGAUGAUGUGCGCCUCCCAUGCAGCCGCGAGAUGGCUCUUAAACGUCACGCGUGCCUGAAAAGGAAAUGUGACAAAAAUCCGGAAUUAGCGAGGGCGAUCAACAAUAAGAUGCACGAGUAUGCAGAGAAAGGGUACAUUCAGCGCGUUCCGGAAGAAGAAAUUAUGGAGAGGAAGGAUAGGGACUGGUACUUGCCGAUUUUCCCAGUUUACAACCCUAAUAAACCCGGGAAGUUGCGUAUGGUGUUUGACGCCGCUGCGCAAGUGCAUGGGGUGAGCUUAAACACAUUCCUGCUUACCGGUCCGGACCAACUAGUGGGGCUUGUACAGGUGCUGUACAAAUUUCGAGAGAAUCGAAUUGCCAUAACUGGAGACAUACGAGAAAUGUUUUUCCAGGUACGCAUGAAUCCCGUUGAUCAACGAAGCCAGAUGAUUUUCUGGGACGAUGGCAGCAAGCAGAAUGGAGAACCUAGCGUAUAUGCCGUUUCCGUGAUGACUUUCGGCGCUGCUUGCUCGCCUGCGGCCGCUCACUUCGUAAAGAAUCUCAACGCGGAUAGAUUUGCUGAACGCUUUCCCCGAGCAGCGGAAUGUAUCAAGUACGAGCAUUAUGUAGACGACUUGUUGGCGAGUGUCGAAACUGUCGAUGAGGCAGUUGCUUUGGCGGAGAACGUGAGGUUCGUGCAUUCGAAGGGCGGUUUCGAGAUCCGGAAUUGGUUGUCUAACGCGAAGGAAGUUGUGGACAAGCUACGGUGGGGAGCCAACAACAAUAUAUGCAUCGACAUGAGCUCGAAUCAAGACACCGAAAAAGUCUUAGGUAUGUGGUGGAAUACGGCUGAUGAUACAUUUACCUUUCGUAUAAAUCCGCGUAUCGACGAGAAGCUGUUGGCAGGUAGUAGAUUACCAUCAAGACGCGAAGUGCUAAGUACGCUUAUGAUGAUCUACGAUCCCUUGGGGCUUAUUGGCCACUUCCUCAUGUUCCUCAAGGUUCUCCUGCAGGAUUUAUGUAGAUCCGGCAUACACUGGGACAAAAUAAUCGAAGGUGAAGCUGCAAGGAAAUGGUUAAGAUGGGUUGGAUUAUUGCCGGAAUUAGAGAAGCUGACAAUCGGGAGGUGUUAUCGAACCCUAACGUCAGCGAAUAAAUCAAACGUGCAACUACAUGUUUUCACCGAUGCGAGCCAGAGUGGGAUGGCCGCGGUUGCUUACCUACGCUUCGAAGAGAAUGGUGUUGUGGAGUGCGCCCUGAUUGGAUCUAAGACGCGGGUUGCUCCACUGAAGCUUCUGUCCAUACCACGGCUGGAGCUUCAAGCAGCUGUAAUAGGAGCACGUUUUGCGGACCAUAUCACCAAGACACAUCGAUUGAAGAUCGACAGAAGGAUGUUCUGGACGGAUUCACGGAACGUUGUGAGCUGGAUUAGGUCGGACCAUAGGCGGUUUAGCACAUUCGUCGCUUUCCGGGUGAGUGAAUUGUUCGAAAUAACAAACACUAAUGAAUGGCGAUGGCUUUCCACUAAGGUCAACGUAGCAGAUGACGGAACGAAAUGGCAAGGAGAUCCCGACCUGACCUCAUCCAGCAGAUGGUUUCGCGGGCCAGAGUUCCUGUGGGAGGCGGAGGAAAAGUGGCCAAUUAAUAACAACGAUCCUGGUGAAACAUCGGAGGAAAUACGCAAGAGCGUAUCACACCACGCUGUAGUCAACAUUAUAGUUGAUUUCACCCACUUCUCGCGAUGGAAGAAGUUGCUGCGAACGGUGGGCUACAUUCACCGGUACAUUGGGAACCUGCAACGACGAGUUAGGCGAGAAGAGAAAGUUGGAGGGCCGCUGACGCAGGAGGAGCUGUUUGCUGCGGAGCGGUCAUUGUACAUAUGGGUACAGUUGGAUGGAUUUGCCGCUGACAUCAGACGGCUGAGCAGUGGCGCGAAGCAGAAACAUCCUUGGAAGAGAGUGAUCGGACCAGAUAGCUCGCUGUAUAAAUUAUCUCCUGAAAUCGACGAAAGAGGUAUUUUAAGAAUGCGGGGGAGGUUGAAUAAUUAUACACCACUGGGUGCUUCACUGGGGAAGCCUAUCAUCUUACCUAGGCGACAUCCCGUCACGGAUCUGAUCAUCAGGGACUUCCACGAGCGAUAUUGCCAUCAGAGCCAUAGUACGGUGGUAGGCCAACUCCGAACACGGUAUUACAUUCCGAAGGUGCUGGUGGAGUUCAACCGGGUUCGACGUGGUUGCCAGCACUGCAAGAUAAGAAAUGCUGCACCAAAUCCACCCUUAAUGGGCGAUAUUCCCCGACAGAGAGUAGCAGUAAGCCAGCGAGCAUUUACAUACACUGGGCUGGAUUACUUCGGACCAAUUUUUGUGGUAGUGGGGCGGCACUCGGAGAAGCGCUGGGGAGCACUGUUCACCUGCCUCACGACGAGAGCAGUGCAUUUAGAGGUAGCACACGCACUAACGACUGCUUCGUGUAUUUUAGCGAUUCGGCGGUUCAUCGCAAGAAGAGGUUCCCCUCGGGAAAUAAUCAGCGACCGAGGCACUAAUUUUGUUGGUGCGGCGAAAGAGCUUAAGGUCGCCUUGAAGGAUGUAGACGAGAACGCGCUGAAGUUAAGAUUCAGCGGUCCGGAGCUGAAGUGGAAGUUCAACCCGCCGGCGGCACCCCAUUUCGGCGGAAGCUGGGAACGUCUCGUGCAGUCAGUGAAGAAAAUCUUGAGCGGUUUUGAUCUACCACGUCUCCCUACGGAUGAAAUCUUGAUAUCAACAUUGGCUGAAGUGGAGAUGAUGAUCAACUCUAGACCGCUGACCUACGUACCACUCGACGAGGAAUCCGACUGCCCAAUAACGCCAAACCACCUACUACUGGGAAGCCCCGACGGGAGUAAGCCGGCCGUCUGCUUCGACGAUUCGCCGACAGCCAUACGGACGUCUUGGGGUGCUGUGCAAGUGAACGCGGAUAUCUUUUGGAAGCGGUGGAUAGCGGAAUAUUUGCCAACACUCACACGCAGGACAAAAUGGUUCCACCCGGUGCCACCGAUCAAGGUGGGAGACGUAGUGUUGAUUGUGGAUGGGAACUUACCUCGGAAUACCUGGCCUAUGGGACGCGUACUCGAGGUGACCCGCGCCAAGGAUGAUCAGUGUGCGAUAUCCAUUGCAGAAAAGCUCGAAAUCAUACAAAUGUUCGAGGAAGGAAAAAAUUAUGCAGCAAUAGCCCGUACAGGUUGGUUCAAAAGGUUUAAGAAACGUGCAAACCUAAAGAACAUAAAGAUUCAUGGUGAGGCUGCAAGUGCUGACGAAAUAGCAUCAGAAGUACUGGACGAAUAUAACGAGGAGUACGAUGAAAAAAAUCAGGAAUCAAACCAAAACAAAUUCAACUCAAAAAGGUUAGAGGUUGCCUUUGAAAACAUUGAAAAGGCCUUAUCCGAAUUUGAAGCGAUGGCUGAAGACGAAGAAAGGUCAACAAAUACCGUGAUCUACCCCAUUCGUAGUCACAAAACGCUCAGCUGGACGAUUCGCCUAUGUGUGACGGAGAAGAAAGACAUGUGCAAGGAAGACACAUUCAUUAAACUCACCUAUACCUACAAGACCGAUGUGCGCUACGUGUACAAGUGUGCGAGAAUGACGCAGGAGAAAUGCAAAGCGUGA